GUUGGUACCAAAUUACUGGAUAGCGGCCACUGGGGACGGCCCGAAGACAUGACUAUGGCCAGACCACCAGACAUGGUGGAUGCUACCUCACCAGGAUCAGAUGUAGCCGGGGAAACGGCGGCCGCAUUGGCUGCGUCGUCACUCCUAUUCCAAGAAUCCGAUCCCGCGUAUUCUGCUACUUUGUUGCAGCAUGCCGCCGAGUUGUUCAAUUUUGCCAAUACAUACCGCGGCAUAUAUCCUGGUCAAGAUUACAGUUCAACUAGUUAUGGCGACGAAUUGGCAUUGGCUGCGUGUUGGUUAUACUACGCCACCAACGACAUAUCAUAUAUUCAGACAGCAGAAGCGUUGUAUGACGAGUUUACGCUUGGAACGCCAUCGUGGGCGUACUCGCACCAACAGAAGAACCCCGCUGUGCAGAUUCUGCUGUACCAGUACAACCAAGACCAGCGUUAUCGCGAUGCAAUCACCACGUACAUGGAUAUGUGGUUACCGGGUGGUAGUAUACCACGUACACCAAAAGGUCUGGUGUACAGAAAUCAAUGGGGACCUCUACGUUAUGCAGCAAAUACUGCCUAUCUAGCGCUGGUGGCAGCGGACCUUGGAAUCAAUCCAGUUGCACACAGAGACUUUGCAAAAACUCAGAUCCGUUACAUACUAGGAGACUCCGGUCGCAGUUACGUGGUUGGAUACGGGGUCAACCCCCCUGAACGGCCCAAGCACGAAUCAAGUUCCUGUCCUGAUAUACCCGAAGAAUGUGAUUUUACCGACUACCAGAGUCCAGAUCCCAACCCUCAAAUACUGUAUGGUGCUCUUGUCGGUGGACCUGAUAUCAACGACAACUGGAUAGAUGACAGAACUAAUUCUAAAACCAAUAAAGUCUCUUGCGAUUUCAACGCCGGAUUUCAAUCUGCAAUUGCCGGUAUGACAUUCAAUCGUUGUAAAUAG
Saccoglossus kowalevskii is the source of this 945-nucleotide messenger RNA. Its product is annotated as endoglucanase-like. NCBI's taxonomy places the organism in Eukaryota, Metazoa, Hemichordata, Enteropneusta, Harrimaniidae. The record is from RefSeq and is a predicted model, not a curated record.